Molecule: messenger RNA, 555 nt
Organism: Bombina bombina (fire-bellied toad)
Lineage: Eukaryota; Metazoa; Chordata; Amphibia; Anura; Bombinatoridae
Gene: CDKN3
Product: cyclin dependent kinase inhibitor 3
Exons: 4
Coding region: 1-483 (160 amino acids)
Biological process (GO): protein dephosphorylation
Cellular component (GO): nucleus
Molecular function (GO): protein tyrosine phosphatase activity
Source: RefSeq, a predicted model, not a curated record
AUGAGGAUAUGCUUUGUUAAUAUUGAAUUGUUUGUAGAGGAAAUGAAGAAUCAAGGUAUCCAGGAUAUAUUUGUAUUUUGCACUAUGGGAGAACUGUCAUUAUAUCGGGUCCCAACGCUGUUACAAGAAUAUCAGAAACAAGACUUCACUGUGCAUCAUCAUCCAUUCCCUGAUGGGGACGUGCCACAACCAUCCAACUUUCGCUUAAUCCUACAAGAUUUAAAAGCCUGUAUGGAUAGCAACAAGAAGGUGUUAAUACACUGUUAUGGUGGUAUGGGACGUUCAUGUCUUGUUGCAGCAUGUUUAUUACUUCAUUUGUCUGACUCAAUGACUCCUCAAGAAGCGUUAAGUUUUGUCCGCACACUGAGAGGUUCUGGAGCAAUACAAACAAUAAAGCAAUACAAUUUUCUUAAUGAGUUUCGUGACCGUAUGGCUUCCCAGCUCUCUGCUUCGAAUGACAAUUGCCGUGCUCUAUCAAGAUAAAAAAGAUGUUUUGUUGAAUAUUGUUUGUUUACUUAAAGUUUUUGAAAAUAAACUUUAUUUUCUUUAAGUUAA